GAUAUAUUAAUACAACAUGAGUUUGCGAAGAAUUUCAAAUUGUCGCAUCAGAGCACGAGAGCAGUCGCUUAACCAGAAGAUCACCUAUGAGCUAUCCAAGACAUUACCUUUUCUAAAAAAGCAGAGUCGAAGGAAUCGGUAUAAAUCUCAGAAACAAAGUUCACUUGCAUCAAUUAAAAAUCUUCAGCAAAGCUGCUUCACUAACAUAAGAAUACAAGAAAGAGAGGAUACUUAUGACUCGAGGUUUCAUUUUGGACAUUCUAAAUCAUUCAAAUUGCCUAUAAAAAUCCACCAGCCUCAAAGCAGCGAGAGUGAAGACAUAGUGACAAUCAGGCCAUACAAUAGCAAAAUGAUGCUCAAACUAAAAGAAACGGGUUCAUCUAAUGGCAGUAGGAGCAACCUGAAAGAUUUUGAGGAUGACUCCUACAGUAACUUAUUUCAGAACAAAUAUGUGCUGAAAUAAGAAGAAGUUGAUUAAACAGUAUCUCAAAAAGCAGAAAUAUACAUUUGCGAGAGAGUUUCCUCUCCCUCUACUCUCCCAGACAAAGAAGCAAUCUGCAUUUGACACUCCGAAGAAAUACAUGGGUAAUGCUUGCAUGAAGCAUGAAAAAGAAGGAUUCAUGAGAAGGAAUAAGCUCCUUCUUGAAUAUCUGAUCCAUGAACGCCUUAAGAAAAAGAAAUAGACA
This is a messenger RNA of Moneuplotes crassus, 686 nucleotides long. The record is from the annotation of a GenBank genome assembly. Lineage: Eukaryota; Ciliophora; Spirotrichea; Euplotida; Euplotidae.